ACCUAACUAUGGGAAAUCACCCAUUUCGUUUCAACGCAUGCUUUGGGGGUUGCGCAACUCCGCCGUCUCCACAGAAGGCGCUUUUGUGCAAACUCGACUCGACUCGAAGAAUGUUGCCUUCGACUGCAAAGAGCUGGCGAGUGGCAGUGGAAUUCCCUCCGAGGUUUACAGUUUUAGCUCUACAAAAUAGAACACUUUAAUGGAUUGGCAUGGGGGAAAGGUUAUUUACAAACCUGGCUAAAAUACAGCUAUGGUGCGCCUUCAUUGUUAUCAUGCUCAAUGCAAUCUUCACGCGACAAGCCCUGUCGCAGCAGCAGUGCCAGAUCCAACACUGCAAUGCUGAGUACCUGGCCUUAUCUUCAUCAGCACCACCAUCAUCUUCAUCAUCGCCCUCCUCGUCCCUCAAUUCCCACCCGGAGGCCCCCCCACCCCCACCCCCACCGCUAGACGCCUGCGAGGCUCUGCGCGGCUACUCGGACUGCACCAAGCGCACGGCUCGCAGUUGCCGCGGAAACCUGCUCUUCCACUCGGCCCUGUACCGCAUCAAGGAGCUGCUGGGCCAGCUGAACUGCUCCAGCGAGGGCCCGGGGUACCCACCCCCAGGACCCCCCCGCCCCGCGGGCCCUGCCCUGUGUGACUAUGAGGGCCGUGCAAGGGCCGCCCGCUCCGCGGGGAGGUACGUCCACUGUGGGAUGUUCGGGGAUCCUCACCUGCGCACCUUUGGGGACCACUUCCAAACCUGUAAGGUGGAAGGGGCGUGGCCUCUGCUGGAUAACCUGUAUCUGACAGUCCAGGUGACCAACACACCUGUGCGAUCAGGCAUGGGCCACACCGCCAUCACCAAGAUCACGGUGAUCUUUAAGGCUUUCAGCGGCUGCACGGAGCAGAAGGUAUACCAGGCCACCGCAGACGACCUCCCCCUGGCCUUCACCGACGGCAGCUGCUCCAGCGCAGACGGCAACAGCCUGCGCGUCGGCACGGCAACGCCCCCCGACGACAGCAUGGUCCACGUGGUCCAGCUGCGGGCCACCCAUGCGGGGGUCACCAUCCUGGUGCGCCAGACGGAACAGGCGUUGGCGUUCUCCGCCCGCCUCCCUGAGGGUACACUGGGGCAGGGGGAGGAGGGGGAGGAGGGGGAGGCCGGGGGGCUGCAGCUCUGCCUGCACGGGUGCCCCCGCAGCGAGCUGCUGCAAGAGUACGCCUGGAGUGGGGUCACCCCCAACACUCUACUGCCCCUACUGCCCCAGCGGCCCACCCCAGAGAGGGGCUACAGUGCGUGGCGGGCCAGGGUGGAGUGCAGCCUGCUGCUGCCGCCCGAGGAGGACUUCUACUUCCAGGCCUGUGUGUUCGACCUGCAGGCCACAGCAGACCUAGGCAUCGCCAGGGCUGCACUCUGGGCCUCUCAGGACCUAAAGACUCUAUUUCCCAGCAUGCCACAGCCCCGAAACCUGAACAGGACAGCGGUGGUGUCAGGGGCUGAACUCGGGCCUAACACCAGGGCGGCGACGAUGAGCACUCUGUCUGUAUGUCUGGUACUGGUGCUUCUGUUUGCUUAGCCUUCAGCAGGAGCCGUGAAUUGUUAACAAGAACAGACUUUUGGUGUGUCUGUAUGUAUCUAUAUGUGUGUGUGUGUGUGUGUGUGUGUGUGUGUGUGGAUCCACCGCCUUUAUCAGCCACUAUCAAGCUCAGGUGAAGGAAAUCAAGUCAGUAAAGUGCUGAUGCAGACGAUAAAUCUAGAUCACACACACACACACACACACAGAAAUCUGAACCUCAGUUGUGACUGAAUGGAUAUGGACAUUCAGUAUGGAUAUUCAGUAUGAAUGUGCAGUAUGGAUCAAGUCUCUUGUGCUGUUUUUUCUUUCCUUUUUUUUCUUUAAUAACUGAAUGUAUGUAUGCAGAAAACGCUCCACUAUUGCUGUAUUGUGGGAAAUAAAAGGAUCCAUAUCCAUUGUGGACAUUGA
Molecule: messenger RNA, 1964 nt
Organism: Clupea harengus (Atlantic herring)
Lineage: Eukaryota; Metazoa; Chordata; Actinopteri; Clupeiformes; Clupeidae
Product: repulsive guidance molecule A-like
Biological process (GO): BMP signaling pathway
Cellular component (GO): plasma membrane
Molecular function (GO): coreceptor activity
Source: RefSeq, a predicted model, not a curated record